Messenger RNA from Melanotaenia boesemani (Boeseman's rainbowfish), 2326 nucleotides. RefSeq names its product glycosylated lysosomal membrane protein. Lineage: Eukaryota; Metazoa; Chordata; Actinopteri; Atheriniformes; Melanotaeniidae. Gene Ontology annotation, cellular component: lysosome. The coding region runs from base 34 to 1236 and encodes 400 amino acids. The record is from RefSeq and is a predicted model, not a curated record. The transcript has 7 exons.
UGUGAUCCGAAGCGCAGAUCGGUCACAACGGAGAUGGCGGCUGCAGCGAAAACACGAAGCGGUGGAGUUUGUGUCGUUUUACUUGUUUGUGUUUUUACUUCGUGUCAAAGUUGGGUCCACAGAGCAGAGACGUACAAAAGACAGAUUUCGGUGCAGUUGAACCCCAACUCUACCUCACCCCCCCCUGGUGGUGAUCUGCUGCACGUGAGAGCUGUGGGAGAUAACGACACGCUGCACUUCUUGUUCUGCAGCCAGGGGGCGCCAACGCUGCUGCUUGUCCACACCAACUCUUCUUCCUCCACUGUCACGGUGAACUGGCCUGAGUUUUUGGCCCGUAACAAUAGUGGCAGCCUGACGGUGGAGCCACAGAGCAGCAUCCUGUACAGCACCGCCAUCGUCUUCAGUCGGUUGCUGGAGUACAAUGAUGUAAACGACACGGCCGAGGCCACCUCGAAAUUUUUCCCUCCAUACGAGCUGCAGGAUUUCAUCUGGUCCCACCUCCGCUUGUCCGGUCCCGUGGCUUUGCUUUGUGGAGCUAACUCAACUUUUAGCAAUGGAUCACUCUGUCUGAAGUUGUCAGUUUUUGACUCAGAGGGCCGUGCCCAGACGUGGCCCCAGCUCCUUCAUUCAGCUAACUCCUCCCAGGUAGAGGUGUGGCUUGACGGCAUAGUGCCACGAGCAAAUAACUCCAGGUUCCUGUUGGAGCUGCAGGCAGUGGGCGGAGCUUAUCCUUUCAGCAGAGUGGAUGUUCGGCGAUCCAUCGAUGAUGAGUACACACCAACAAUAUUCAAGGUGUCUCAGUGGGUUUCAUCGGCAAAUGGCAGCUCAGACAUCCUUGGUUUUGUCCAGUGGAAGCCAGUGGCAUACCUCCAGUCCCUUCCGGCUCUAGAGAACUCCACAUCAUGCCGCUAUUCUGAUCCAGUUUUGCAGAGUGGGGAAGCAAUAGCUUCUUCAUCUGCUCUGAUCCAAGGCUUCUACUCAGAACCAGAAGCUAUGGGACUGAAUGUGAGCUUCGGCCUCGCAGGAGAUCCAUUUUACAACAACACCAUGUUCCUCAGCUGGGCGGUUCUGGUGGGCAUUGGCUCUCCUCCCGUUGAUUCGUUCUCUCCACUUGUUAUCACCAUCAUGGCAGUGGGUCUGGGUACUCCCAUGGUCCUCCUCUUGCUAGGCGGAGUCUGUGUCUGCCUCCAUAAAAAGAGGAACAGCUCAACGUCGACCUAUGAGCCAAUUAACUGAUAGCUGAGUCCCAGCCAAUGAGACAGCAGAGACUCUUUUAAAUGAUGGACAUGUGAAAUCACUGUGACAUUCUGCCCUAUCAGGAUGCUGGAGAGUGUUUUUUUUUUUUUAUUAUUAUUAUUAUGGUGCAGACAUCAUCUUGAAAGGUCCAUUAUUCUGACUUUCACUUCAGAGAUCAGUGAUUAAUAAGUUAUUAUUAUAACAUAUUGAUAAAUCAGCAGGAAUGUCAAGUAUGGUCAAUUUUAAAAAGGAAGACUUAAAAUAGGACCGGAUGCGAUGCAGCUCAGAACUGAAGGCAUUUGUAAUAGUUUUUAAACUUUUAUAAGUGUUUCAUUGAAUUGAGUUUUAAAACGGCUGUUUUUCUUCUCAGUACUUUGGUUUUGAGUUACUGAAGCUUUAAACCUUUGAUGCACCUCAAAUAUUUAUUUUAAUGUAAGGAACUUUUUUUUCUCAAUCUGCUAAUUGCUUUGGUUUUUAUGAAAAAAAAAAAAAUGUUUUAUUUUUGUUUUACCAGUUGGGGAUAUUCAGCUGCAGAUGACUGCCGUUGGUUCUGUUGCUUCUCUAGCAGCAGGACAGUGUAAAUAAACUAUGGAGUUUUUUGAUGGCGAUGAGGUGUAUAAUUGUUAUAAUUGGUGCCACUAUUGGUUUAAACAUAUCAGAAUCUUUUGACUGGUCUUGGCCAUGGUUGAGCAAUCAUAACGUUAUAUUUUACACAGAUGCUUAUCCGGUUUUUAAACAGAACAAAAGAAAACAACAUAAAAUACCAAGAAGAUAAUGAACAUGAAAAUAAUUGAUCUGAAUAGCAGAUUGGCGUUUUGCAGAGCAGCUCAGUAGCUAAAUGGAACAAAAAGUUUCACCUCAGAAUUUGCAAUGUGUGUUUUAUUUUAGAUACUGGCUUAUUACGUGCUCAUGCCACUUCAGAUUGCUUAAAUAGUUUUCUGUCUUAUUAUAUUUUUUUAUUAUUUAUCAAGGCAUUGAUGGCAGCGAACCUCCAAGCUACUGAGAACAGAGAAAAUCUUUAAGGUUCACUUCUUUUUAUCCCAGUUACUACAAGACAUUCAUCAAAGUUCUAGUGAGUCAUUCCAACACA